AGAGAAAUGAUUUAUUGACAAAGCCAAUGUGUUAACAUAUAUUGCCUUACAGUAUCGACAUGUCGCAGACCGUUGUUAUUCUUUUCUUUGCUUUCCUUGCAUACGUACAAGGAUCACCGGUAAGUAUUAAAUAUGUUUCCCCUUCGUUGCCCUUUUCGUUGUUUAAUCGACAUGGUUCAGAUAGCGGCGCAAAAUAAUGGAAAGAGGAGAUGAAACAGAGCUAAUCUGGAUACUUAGUUUCCUUUGUAGGAUAAUAACAGAUUACAGAGAGUUUGAUCUUAUUAUUCCACUUCUGGGGAGUUUAAGGUAGCUGUCAGUAAGACAACAAUUAUGUUUUCGUUAUGCUAUCCUAGCAAAUCAAUCAAUGCAUACAUGUUUAUUUGUUUCUUGUGAAUAAAUGGCCGUGUAACAGAACAUCUUCUAGGUUUGUUUAAAAAGCAGAAAUGAGUUCAUGGUCGACUAGAAAUUCUCAGUUCUUAAAAAUAUUCUACUAUCGUUCAGCCAGGAGAAAGGCCAGCUUUGAAUAACGUACUGUUUUCUUGAGUAAUGAAGUAGAUUCUAUCAAGUGAAAAGUUCGUAAAUCAAUCACAAACUUCAAACGAGCGUGUAGGAAUGCCAUUUAAAGAAAUCUUUUUGAUCUUCGCAAGAGAUUUAAUUUUUAUUCUUUAUGUGUAAAUAUAAAGUAACUUAAGCCUUGCUUUUCCUUGUAUAUAGACAACUUUAGCUAGUUUUUUUUUUAACAUGAACGGUUUAUCUUAACGAUGAAAUAUUUAGUUAGGAGUAUUUGUUUUCUUUUCUUUUCUUUUUUUUUUUUAUUUAUUAAAGGAGUAACAGAAAGAGCCCCAAUGUGGAUGAGUCAAUUAAGUUUGCAUUUUGUUCUUUUUAAAUUGGUCCGUUCACCUGUUCGUACCAUCCCUACUAUCCCUUGGCCAACGCACUUAACAGUGAUGGACCGUACUAACAUAUUUUAGCUCUGACGUCUUGCUCUUUGGAUCAUAGAUUACACAAAACUAACCUCACUCAUAACUUCCUUGAUUUUUUCCUUCCACAGCGUCUCAUAUUAGGUAAGAGGAUAAUUAUAUACAUGUAUUUCGUUUUUUUUUUCAUGCCACGUUUUGGAAAGAAUGAACUGGCUACAAUCGGCGACAAAAUUGUUGGGACACUGUCCGCGAAAGGGGCAACUUCGGAGAACAUCACAAUCCACACCCCUCACCCUCCCCUCCAUUUAAAGUUGGGAUGUUAGUUGGUUUCUCUGGGUCCCCGCUCGAACAUCCACACAACAUUGCGUUAGGGGGUGGGGAAGGGAAAGCUCCAUUUUUCCCUUUUUGAAGUCGGCAAAACGUCAGAAAUACAAUUUAGGACAAAGCGUCUCAACUAAUUUUGUCGCAGAUUGUAGGUUGAUAAUACAAGUUAAAAACGGUAACCAACGCUCAACAUAAAACAUAAUAAAGGGGAAGGAGGAGCGCGAAUUUUUCUUUGAUCUGCAAAUAUGUGUUCGAAUUAGCGGUAAUUUUCGUAGAAUAUAUGACAGGGAGCCUUACCGGCCUCCUCGUAAAAAUUUCAAGCUAGCUUCCUCUAUGUUCUAAGUCUCGUAUAUGUCAGCUGUUUUGUUUUUAUGCCGAAUGAAGAAUUUUGCUGGGUUCUGGAAUGACAGAAAAUUUCAGGUAUUCUUGGAUGACGGAUUUGAUUGCCCGCCGAGAGUAAAUACAGCAGUUAGCGGUUUCCGAACAAUUCUUGGUUGCUGACCUCACGAUAAAACAGACUGUGCGGACAGGUGGAGGUAACCACUUGAUCUUUAGAAAAAUAAGAGAUUAAUGCUACAAAUAUUACCGGUUCGAGAUACAAGAACUUUCUCUAAAGUACAAAAUGUCACGAAAAUAGACGAAACCAAAAAGCCUGAUCACUUUUAUUUAACAGGUUCAAGUUGCAACUGUCGCGACAAAUCUUUGCCACCUUGCCCUGAUUCUGGAGCAUGCGCAGCCGUAACCUGUUUAACAGGCCGCUCCUGCGAGCCAUGUCCUUGUAACUGUAACAUCGCCCGGUGCGUGCGAACAGCACUACCUCCAUUUCCAGGUGAAAGUCAUUUAUAGAGUCUUCUUACUUUUGACAACAAAAUGGGAUGAAAAUGGAAAAACUGCAUGAUAUAUUCCUUUACUCAACAGGCCCAAGAUGCCCGUGCCAAAAAGAAGAUUUCCGGCCACCUUGCCCUGAUUUUGGAGCAUGUGCAGCCAUACUCUGCGGACCAGGCUUCUCCUGCGAGCCUUGUCCUUGUGACUGUAGAACCGGCCAGUGCGUGCCUAACGACCGACGGUAGACGUCAGACCAGUCAAAGAUACAUCUCGAAAAUGCUACAUUGUCUGCAUGGUCAAAAGCUAUAUAACCCUGCCUAAAUCUUAGAAAACGUAAAACAACUUACAAGACUUAAUUGAUAUGAGAACUUAAAAUGUCUGAG
Messenger RNA from Porites lobata, 2452 nucleotides. The record is from the annotation of a GenBank genome assembly. NCBI's taxonomy places the organism in Eukaryota, Metazoa, Cnidaria, Anthozoa, Scleractinia, Poritidae.